Molecule: messenger RNA, 414 nt
Organism: Apiotrichum porosum
Lineage: Eukaryota; Fungi; Basidiomycota; Tremellomycetes; Trichosporonales; Trichosporonaceae
Exons: 3
Coding region: 1-414 (137 amino acids)
Source: RefSeq, a predicted model, not a curated record
AUGCUCGGUGUUGGAAACACCGAGCUUGCCAUUCUCUUCCUCCCCCUCGACAACGACCUUCCUGCGUUCAACCUGUUCUCCACACUUGUCGGAUCCAACGCCAGCAGUCGCAACCGUGGCAGCCGGGUCCUCAACGCCGCCGCCGCCAGCCAAGAUCCUCCAUUCGAUCGGCUGGCAGUUGCCCCUGAUGACUGGGACUUUUGGUGUUGGGGUUUUCAGUCCAACAGCAACUCCAACGACGCGCGGCUGGCGCGUCAAUACAUUGACCAGAAGAUGCGCGACCAGUUCCCUGACACCCCCUUCCGCCAGUUUUACGCCUCCAAGCGCACGAUUCUCCAACGAACGGCUUCCACGCAUCCUUCUGGAGCCUGUCGGCAAGGCGUUGGAGAAUUUGUUGUCGCCAGAGAGAAAUGA